This is a messenger RNA of Gracilinanus agilis (Agile Gracile Mouse Opossum), 2017 nucleotides long. RefSeq names its product BTB domain containing 6 (gene BTBD6). The record is from RefSeq and is a predicted model, not a curated record. Gene Ontology annotation, cellular component: cytosol. Gene Ontology annotation, biological process: neurogenesis. The coding region runs from base 255 to 1712 and encodes 485 amino acids. NCBI's taxonomy places the organism in Eukaryota, Metazoa, Chordata, Mammalia, Didelphimorphia, Didelphidae. The transcript is spliced from 6 exons. Gene Ontology annotation, molecular function: protein binding.
UCCACCAGGCAGCUUUCUGUGCAAACUUUCCCAGCCUAGAAAGAGAGGAAAGAAGUCAGCUGCUAAGAGCCAGCUGCUGCUACUGGACUAUUUGCAACCAUUCCUGGAGGGCUCCACCACUUUGGUCACCCUGCCUCAGGUUUGAAGCUUGGUCCCACACAAAAAGAGUAACCUUGAAGGAGUUCAAAAAGAAUGUGACAGCUAAUGGCAAGGUGCCAGUAUAUUAUAAGGUAGGGCCCUUGUCCCUGCAGAAGAUGGCUGCAGAACUUUAUUCUACCAGUGCUACUACCAACAUCACAAACAGUAAUUCCACUACCACUGCUACCACAAUCACUGCAGCCAAUACCAAGAAUAGCAUCCUUCAUCUUCAUCAAACAGCACAAUCUCCACCACCAGCCCAAGUGCAAAACCUUAACAACAACUUAGAAAGUACGAACUGGCAGUCAUUCUAUCCCACUCUCCGAGAGAGGAAUGCAAUGAUGUUCAAUAAUGAACUCAUGGCUGAUGUACACUUUAUCAUUGGCCCUCUGGAGGCAUCAAAGCGAGUUCCUGCUCAUAAGUAUGUGCUGGCAGUUGGCAGCUCUGUCUUCUAUGCCAUGUUUUACGGCGAUCUUGCAGAAGUCAAAUCUGAAAUCCAUAUCCCUGAUGUGGAACCCGCAGCUUUUCUCAUCUUGUUAAAGUACAUGUAUAGUGAUGAAAUUGACCUGGAGGCUGACACUGUGCUUGCAACUCUUUAUGCUGCCAAGAAGUAUAUUGUUCCAGCUUUAGCAAAAGCUUGUGUCCAUUUUCUGGAGACUAGUUUAGAGGCAAAAAAUGCUUGUGUUUUGCUCUCCCAGAGCCGACUCUUUGAGGAACCUGAAUUGACCCAGCGUUGCUGGGAAGUGAUUGAUGCUCAAGCAGAGAUGGCAUUAAAAUCAGAGGGAUUUUGUGAAAUAGAUCAACAGACAUUAGAGAUUAUCCUGACCAGGGAAUCACUAAACACCAAGGAGGUAGUUAUCUUUGAAGCUGUUCUGAAUUGGGCAGAAGCUGAAUGCAAAAGAGAAAGUUUGCCAAUUACACCAAGAAAUAAGAGGAAAGUGUUGGGAAGAGUUUUAUUUUUAGUACGAAUUCCAACUAUGACACUGGAGGAGUUUGCCAAUGGUGCUGCUCAAUCAGAUAUUCUAACCUUGGAAGAGACACGAAGCAUAUUCCUCUGGUACACAGCUACCAAGAAACCACAGUUGGAGUUUCCACUGACAAAAAGGAAAGGCCUUGCUCCUCAGAGAUGCCACCGAUUUCAAUCAUCUGCAUAUCGGAGCAAUCAGUGGAGGUACCGGGGACGAUGUGACAGCAUCCAGUUUGCGGUAGAUAAAAGGAUAUUUAUUGCGGGACUCGGAUUAUAUGGAUCAAGCUGUGGGAAAGCUGAGUACAGUGUGAAAAUUGAACUUAAACGGUUAAAUGUUGUUCUUGCUCAUAAUCUGACCAAGUUCCUCUCAGAUGGAUCCAGUAAUACAUUUUCAGUCUGGUUUGAACAUCCAGUUCAAAUUGAACAAGACACAUUUUAUAAUGUUAGUGCCAUCCUGGAUGGUAAUGAACUUAGUUACUUUGGUCAAGAGGGAAUGACUGAAGUUCAAUGUGGAAAAGUGACAUUUCAGUUCCAGUGCUCCUCAGAUAGUACCAAUGGCACUGGAGUCCAAGGAGGACAGAUUCCGGAGCUCAUUUUCUAUGCAUGAGACAGUUUAUGAGGAUUGUAUUUCAAUACUGCUAUGCACAUGAAAGGGACUUGUUCAAAACUAGAAAAUUCUACAGCUGUUUCAUGUUCAGCUAUUACAUUGCUCUUAAAAUAGCAGCCUCUCAGACUAAAUGAAAGAAUGCUUUUGGAUUUAGUCCUAUUUUAUUUAUUCUAUAUAUAGACAACUAACAUAUAGAUUAUGGCUGACCUUGAAAAAAUGUUAUAAAAUAAAGCUGUUUAUGAACCUAUGAAAUAUAAAUCAUUUUUGUUUACCCUAAAAAUUUGUACAUGCAAUCAUUUUUUUAU